Molecule: messenger RNA, 384 nt
Organism: Mesorhabditis spiculigera
Lineage: Eukaryota; Metazoa; Nematoda; Chromadorea; Rhabditida; Rhabditidae
Source: the annotation of a GenBank genome assembly
AUGCAGAUAACUAACUCCCGACAUAUCCACGACAGGUGGCUGACUUUCACACCGCAUCCGACUAGCCACGACGCGCCUCCCCGCGCCACAAGACACCACCCGCCGGAGGGGCCGAUGGGCAACGCGACACGGCUCAGCGUGCACGGCCAGCCGACGCAGCGCCAACGGACACCAAAUGCACCGGUCUCUAUUCGUUGGCACUUGGCGCGACGCCCGCGCUCGAACGUGACGAUGAAUAUGAGAAUAUUAUGCAUCGCUCGAAUCGGGCAAGCCGCAGUAAGCGUCAAUGGCGAUGUGCUGCUGCUGCUGCUGCUGCCGCAACACAUCAUCGUUCGCCACGAGUCGAGCCAGCCACCAAUGCAGGCGGCCAACACGAGCUCCCAG